AUGCAGAUCAGGCCAAAAACCCAGGCCACUGUUAUGUUGCCAGUGUUCACCACACCACUCUUUUUUAAUACUCUGUAGGACCCUUUCUCUGAAGGAGAAGAUUUUGUUCGUGGCUACCCAUUCAGUCUUCGGAGUGGGGUAAAAUGUGCUUUGUCAUGUGGGCUAUGGCUUACUUUGGCUGAUCAUGAUGCACCUACUCAAGCCCUCAAGCCAGGACAAAGGAACUCCCGAUAUGUUGAUGCAGUUAUGACUGUCCCAACAGGGGCACUGGUGCCCGUUAGUGGAAUCAACAUUGCCUUUGAUAGGGAAGUGGUUGGACCUGCCUUGCUACCGGCUUUGAGGUUGGCUGGGGAAGGUAAUCUUAGGUGGGAAACAAUGGAUGACAUCCGGAGUGGGAUGUGUGUUAAGGUUGUAUGCAAUCACCUGUGGCUUGGUGUGAAAAGUGGACUGCCUUAUGUGUGGAGAAAUGAUGGAGGUGAUGCUAUAGCAAGCUUGAAAAAAGAGUGGGAGGGUGUGAAGUUGAUGGAGGAAGUUGUCCCUUUCUUUCAGUUGGUGAGGUUGCCACGGGAAGCUACAACAGCGGAGGACUGUACAGUUGAGGUGGCAAAUGCCGUUAAAGAGCAGCUAUUACUCUCAUUGUUGUUGCAGAGAGGGUUAUGCUGAAUCUCAUUUUUAGUUCAUUGCUACAGAGAUGCCAUGUGAUUGUGUUGUCCAUACAAGCUCAAACUACUCUUAUAUUUCAGGUUAUCUUCACUUUGCUAAUUGAUGAAACUCCUGGAUGGAGAAUUUGGG
Durio zibethinus is the source of this 792-nucleotide messenger RNA. The record is from RefSeq and is a predicted model, not a curated record. NCBI's taxonomy places the organism in Eukaryota, Viridiplantae, Streptophyta, Magnoliopsida, Malvales, Malvaceae.